CUAAAAGCUUGGAUUAACGCCCCUGUCUGUCUGUGUGUCUUGCCAACUCAGAAUCGAGUUUGACAGUGCAACGUGAAAAUGGACGUCCCAUCUGGCUUCAGACAGCCUGGGCAAAAGCGGAAGGCCAAGGGCACCAAGUCACAGAAGCCCCAGUUGUUUCAAGACACCAGUUCCCCUCCUCAACCAGGACACUUUCCUCCCCCAGGCAACUAUGGACAACCACAAGGUUAUGACCCUAGUGGUGUGCCACCUGGUGGUCCAAAUCAGUUUCCAGGACAACAGUAUAUCCAGGACCCCAUGGCUAACAUGGCUAUGCAAUAUGGCUCCUCAUGGGCCGGCCAGAGUAAAGAUAUGCUCAACAAGAAUAUAGAACAGUAUGUAGCGACGUCCAAAAUCAAAUAUUACUUUGCUGUAGACACAGCUUAUGUUGGCAAGAAGCUGGGGCUACUGGCUUUCCCUUUUACACACGCAGACUGGUCCAUUAAGUACAACCAGGAUGAGCCUGUAGCUCCAAGAUAUGAAGUGAAUGCUCCUGAUUUAUAUAUUCCAGUAAUGGCAUUUGUCACGUAUAUCUUGGUAGCCGGUCUAGUACUAGGAACACAAGACAGGUUUACUCCAGAGCAACUAGGAAUUCAAGCGAGUUCCGCCCUUGUUUGGUUUAUCAUUGAGUUGCUGAUUGUCAUGUUCACGCUGUACGUGAUGAACCUGAAGACAGACCUCAAGUACCUGGACAUCAUGAGCUACCUGGGAUACAAGUUUGUAGGAAUGAUUGUGUGUCUGCUGGCAGGCCUAGUAUUACAAGGCAUGGGCUACUACGGAGUGCUGCUCUGGUUCAGCAUCACACUCAUCUUCUUCCUGGUUCGAACGCUGAGGGUGCAGAUACAGCCUCACAGUACUGGGGACGACUUCUCCCGUGGAAACAAACGCAGCUUAUAUCUUAUACUGACUAUAGCAAUAUGCCAACCCUUGCUUAUGUGGUGGCUCACAUAUCAUAUCAUGUUUGGACGGAAACAGUAGACAUGCACCAGGAGUAGUGGCCGGACGAUACUUGUCGCUGCUAGAGUACAGAGGGCACGGGUGGUCCAGCCUCUCGGCACAGUCAGGAACAGCUGUCCUGGGUUCAGACCCAGAUUCGUCCCGGUUAUGACCCAUGGUCUGUCAGCUUUAUACCAGUGCACCUGGGUUUCACCUCGUGUGGUAAACUUCCAGGGUCUGUGUCACUUCGGGGUUUCCUCCCACAUCAAGCUGACAUGCCGUGAUAUAACUGAAAUACUGUUCCGAGCGGUGUUAAUCCAACUCUCAUUUACUUGGCUAGAGUAAAGUUACUAAGUCAUACUGGACCAGAUGUGUUAUGUUGAUGUGCAGAGAUAUCAGUGCUAUUUGCAUUGAGGAAUUGUGAAUGUGUCAGUGGACUCCAUUCAAUAUGUUUGCAUGAUAUAAUGUAUUAUAAUGACAAGAAGAAUAUAUUCACCCUCAAGAAAAGAAUGUUCUUGUCUUCCUGGUAUCAUGGGAUUUUAAAGUGUUUUUGCUAUCUUCUCUUUUUAAAAAUCCUUACUAAUCAAAGAGAUCCAGUUAUGUGACAGUGCUUGAGUAAGGAAGGCUAGCAGUGACUGGGUUUGACAGACCCUCAACCCUAGGAGGAAAGAAACUAUCAUGUUGAAAGUAAUUUGUAUUGUGGUGAUGUUAUUAAGAAUAGGUUCUUCGAAAUCCUGAUUUGCCCCAAUUAUGUUUCUAGGUUUGAGAGCACCAUACCUAUGCUGUGGGUUUCACCAAAAUGGUAAACAUUAAGACCUGCAUCACUUCAGGCUUUUCUCCCACAUCAAGCUGACUUGCCGUGAUAUAACUGGAAUACUGAUAAAAGCGGUGUUAAACUCAACUAACUCACAAAUAGGUUCCAUACUUAGAAGUGACAUAAUUAGACCGACGUUCUCAUCUUAUGUAUACUUGCAAAUAAUUCAAAUGGCGCAUCAGCCAGAUUCCCAGCCAGUGUUUGAUACGGUAUUGUGUCCUUGUGCAUAACUGAAUCUUUGAAUAUACAGUGUAACACAAUGAGUGAUUAUUAAUGGUUACUGUUUUGAACAUAUAUACACCUUGUAUCACGUUACCUGCUGCUCCUUCCUACCUUUCAUGUAUUCCGAACUUCCAGGGAUCUUUUGGAAAUAUCUACAUAUUACACUGGCCUUAUUUUGAACAAUGUCCGAGAUAUUACCAAUACCUGAUGGUUACACCAGUUGGUAUACAAACCAUGUGUGUUCUUCCAGAUGGUUGCAAGGACUUAAAUGAUUUGAGGAGCAGAGAUAGCAAUUAAAAAUGUACCGGUAGUCAAACAACUAUUGACAUGGAAUAGUUACAAAACGUCAUUCAAUAAACAAGUUUGGUAUCUGUGUUUCAAUAUGUGUAUCCCACUUUGUAAACUGAAACAAAUGUGUUUCGUCAGAAAAUAUAUACAGCAUACGAUUAUUUUAAUUUUCUUUUUUUGAUAUGGACAUUUACUGCUCAAUUAUUUUCCAAGUAUAUGUAUAGUUUCAAAAUGGCAUUACACUGCACCCAAGAUGUCGUUAAUCGAUUUCGAUGGGAACAAUGCCAUCUUGAUUGACAUUUUUAAUGUUUCUCAGAGCAGUUGGAUAGCCUUUGAUUCGAGUUUUUCCUUGUGCAUGAUCAGAUUCAAUAUCUUACAUUGGUACAUGUAAAUCAUGCUGUUCCCCAAACACAUUCUUGUCCCCUGCUGAUUAAUAUUUAUCAAAAGCUGUUUAAAAUCUUACUUAUAUAAUGUUUUCUAAAAGAAGUGAUUUUAUACAUUGAUUAUUUCUAUACCCUCUUCAAAUGUCUUAUGACAAGUUGGAGUUUUAUUUCUGUGCUUGAUAGUUUCUUUGAUUCAUACAUUGUACAAAGAGCAUGUUCAUAUUUCAUCUGAUAUUAAGGCUAAAAAGAAUAAUAGUCUUGGUCCUCAGGCACUGCCCGCAUCAUCAUAAAGUCUGCUGCACGUUUUGUUUUUAUUUCCAUUUCCCCAAAAAUAAAAAAAUCCUAUA
Molecule: messenger RNA, 3029 nt
Organism: Haliotis rufescens (red abalone)
Lineage: Eukaryota; Metazoa; Mollusca; Gastropoda; Lepetellida; Haliotidae
Product: protein YIF1B-B-like
Exons: 10
Coding region: 79-1017 (312 amino acids)
Biological process (GO): endoplasmic reticulum to Golgi vesicle-mediated transport
Cellular component (GO): endoplasmic reticulum-Golgi intermediate compartment; Golgi membrane; COPII-coated ER to Golgi transport vesicle
Source: RefSeq, a predicted model, not a curated record